ACACAGCACCUUUUUAGAAACAUAAAACACCUACACAGUGUUGACCAAUAGGAAAUAGAUCUAGGCUCACACUGUGGCAUACACACUGCCUAACCAUAGUGCUUUCUCCUAGGGGUUAGCUACGUUUGGGAGACGUUUCAAAUUGAUGUACAUUUAUUACGGUACAAAAUGGCCAGUGCUAAGUAUUUGAUUGUGCUAAUUGGCUGUUUAACAUUAGCCAGAGCUGCAAAAAGAGAAACACACAAUUUUCAUAAAGUCUGUGGAUUAGAAAACCCUAAUCACAAUUUUAUUGAUCUAAGUGAACCGCUAGAACCAGGACCUUUUCAUGACCUGACCACAAAUGAACUAGAAAGGUUGAAAACAUUUCUAGAGAGUAAUCCUGAUAGACAACUGUCCAAGCCUGAGAAUGCCAACUCUAGUGGCAGCAUCUUGCUAGCAGCAGACCUGCAUCUUCCACCCAAGCAAGACAUUUUAAAGUUUCUCGAGAGCAAAGGUCAGCAGCCAGAAAGAUGGGCAAGGGUGGUCAUCUUCAAGGGAGAAACCAUUCCUCACACUGUCAAAGAGUUGGUCUGUGGACCUCUGCCGAACGUUGAAAAAUGUGAAUUAUUGAAUUUAAAAUAUAGACAAAGUUUGAUCAACACUUUAAAAGGGAUUCCUAAAGCCUCCUUGAAGUACAGCGGCAGGAAAGAGGCAACUAGCGCUGAUCAGAUCAGAGAGACGUUGAGGUCUGAGCAGAGAGCUCCUUUACAAGUGGAGCCUGACGGGAAGCGUUACACCAUUAAAAACCAAGAGGUGCAGUACCUGGACUGGUCCUUCAGCUUUAGGGUGUCGCCAAUGACCGGCCCAGCCUUAUACAACGUCAAGUUCAAAGGAGACAGAAUAGCCUAUGAGAUAAGUCUGUCUCAAAUAGCCAUUCAGCAUUCUGUCCAGGGGGCAGACCUACCAUCUGACUCGGUCACAGACACAGAUGACGAUCUGUCACAUGGUGGUGUUCAGUCAAAAUCAUUGGUUGUAGGAGGUGAUUGCCCUGAGUACUCUACACUUAUCGAUCAGACAGUCCUUCGCUACGACCAGACGGAGACUAGAAAGUCUGCUUUGUGUCUGUUUGAAGUCAACAACGGACACCCGCUGAGAAGACAUUUAUCCUACAACAAAGAUGAAGGUGGAUUCUACGGUGGAUUGUUGGAUUCUGUCUUGACAUUAAGAGCUGGCGUGUCCCGGGGGAACUACGAGUACGUCCUGGACUUUACAUUUCAUCAGAACGGCAUCAUCGAAACACGUCUUAUGAAUACAGACUUAGAUUCGGUUCCACUGACCAGUGAACGAAACCAACCUAUAUAUGAGAUACACCAUCAUCUGGCCCAUUUUAAGGUUGACCUUGACAUUGCUGGCCCCAUCAACAGGUACAAGACACUGAAUGUAGUCAAAGAAGCCAUACCACUAAGACAGAAUCUGAGUGUUCUACAUUAUCAAACGAGAGUUGAGCAAGAGAUGAAGUCCACAGAGCUAGAGGCUGUGUAUGACUCCAACUUCAAUAACACCAAGUACCUCAUUGUGUACAGCGAGGACAGCAAGACAGUGUAUGGGGAGAACAGAGGCUACAGAAUUCUACUGAAUGCAAUGACAAAACAGCUCUUGCCACAAGGGAAGGAGUCGACCAUACCUUGGUCAGAGCACCAAAUGGUGGUCACAAAACAUUCGGACGAUGAAGUCUCCUCAAGCUCUAUGCUAUCCAUGUUUGAUGUGACGAACCCUGCCGUGGAUUUCAACCAGUUCUUUAAGGAUAAUGACAACAUUGUGGAUGAGGAUCUUGUAUUUUGGAUAACUCAAGGCAUGUACCACAUCGUGAGCUCAGAGGACAGACCGGCGACAACUACAGUGGGCAAUCAGAUGACCUUCUUUCUACUGCCCUACAACUAUUUCUCAGAGUGUCCCUCCAUGGGCUCUAGAGAUUCCUUGUAUGUGACAUACAAAGAUCGUAACAAUAUUAAACUUGGACUUACAGUGGACAGGGGAGAUAACAGCCGUGAACCUUGUGUUCUUCCCCCUACAAGCUCUGGUAAUCUACUCAAGCUAGAUUUAGGUUUAGGAAAAUGGUUUUAGCUCCGCUGACAAACAAUAAACUCCAUUUCAACAUUUGA
Biomphalaria glabrata is the source of this 2141-nucleotide messenger RNA. Its product is annotated as putative amine oxidase [copper-containing]. Gene Ontology annotation, cellular component: plasma membrane. The coding region runs from base 169 to 2103 and encodes 644 amino acids. Gene Ontology annotation, biological process: amine metabolic process. The record is from RefSeq and is a predicted model, not a curated record. The transcript has 15 exons. Gene Ontology annotation, molecular function: copper ion binding; quinone binding; primary methylamine oxidase activity. Lineage: Eukaryota; Metazoa; Mollusca; Gastropoda; Planorbidae.